Molecule: messenger RNA, 976 nt
Organism: Columba livia (rock pigeon)
Lineage: Eukaryota; Metazoa; Chordata; Aves; Columbiformes; Columbidae
Exons: 3
Coding region: 1-777 (258 amino acids)
Source: RefSeq, a predicted model, not a curated record
AUGAGGACGAGGAGGAGAAGGGCGCUGAGGCUGCCCCAACAUCGCAGCGUGAGGAGGUGCAGGAGCACCAGCUGCUGCAGGCAGGUCAGUGGCCGGGCUGGGCCGCAGGGCGAGUGGCUGCAGCCGGCUGGGACCAUCCCCGUGGACAUCCCCAGGGAAAGAGGGGACGAGGGGACAGGGCUGUUCCCCACGCUGGGCUCUGGCCAUGCUCCAUCCACGGGCACUCCCAGCCCCAUCCUGCGGCCAGAGAAACAGGGGUCAGUGUCCCCACCAGCCCCUGUCACGGGGCUCGGCUGUGUUCUCCAGCCUCUCCCGCAGCCCCUCAGCUCUGCCCACACUUGGUCUUUGCCAGAUCCCAACUGGGAGCUGCCAGAAGAGGAGAAGAAGCAGGAAUACACCCAUGUCCUGCACAACCCCAGAGCAAAGGUGUAUUGGGAAUCCUUCGAGCCUAAAGACCGUGAAGGUUCCACUGUCACAGUCGCUGAGGCCAUGACAGAAGCACAUUCCUACAAUGUGGAGGCUGGUGGGACUCUGCUGAAUACCCUUGUGGAAAGCGAGGUCUCCACUUUGAAGCAGGUGCCCAGGAUUGUGCGGUGCAUCCACCGGUGGUUCAUGACCAACACGGAGGAGUCAGUUGAGCACAGCCUGGACAACACCCUUGUGGAGCUCACCGACGCGCACCCCCAUGAUGUGGUGGUGGCCCUGCUGCGCUGUGCCCCAUCGUGCGACCGGUACUGGGAAACCUGCCCUGAGGGCUCAGGGCUGCCCAGCCUUUAGAGCCCAUCGGUCUGCACAGCCCGUCCCGUGCGGGCUGGCAGACAGAUAGAGACUUUCAGGACCCUCUGGCCCCUCUGUUGCCCAGCCCUGGCACGUCAGCCCCAGCGCCCGCUGCUGUGCUCCCCCUGCCCACCAAGGCACCGCUGCUCAGUCGCCUGCUGCCCGCAGGGGCAGAGCCGCUGGGUGCCUCCUGCGAGGG